Drosophila grimshawi is the source of this 1581-nucleotide messenger RNA. RefSeq lists its product as uncharacterized. Bases 1 to 1476 code for a protein of 491 amino acids. The record is from RefSeq and is a predicted model, not a curated record. NCBI's taxonomy places the organism in Eukaryota, Metazoa, Arthropoda, Insecta, Diptera, Drosophilidae. Gene Ontology annotation, molecular function: DNA-binding transcription factor activity; sequence-specific DNA binding. Gene Ontology annotation, biological process: regulation of DNA-templated transcription. The transcript has 2 exons.
AUGCCAAGCCGGAAGACUAAGAAAAGAGCUAAUGCCUUAGCUGAGCAAGUCGUGCAACAGGAGCGGACGCAAACUGGGGAAUCAGAGCUGGUGAAGUUCUUCAGAGCUUUCGACGCGGAGUCCAACGAGGUGGAGAAUAAUCCAAAGCCCAUUCCGGAACCGGGAUCGGAGUCGAAUACCACUGCUGCUGCCACUGCUGCUCUCACUGCUGCUACCACUGCUGCACCCAGUCCCGAUCGUGAUCCAGAGUCGUUGCUCAAUUACAACUUCCUCCGCAAGCUUCAUCUGGCGGCCAGCAGUAAGCAGAUCAACUUUAUCAAUUGGUCCGGCGAUGGUCAGCUGCUGCAGUUGAGCUACAUCGGAUUGCAGGAUUAUCUGUUCAGUGACCAGAGCAUCUUUCGCUGUCGCAGCGUAGCCCAGCUUGUCAGCCAGCUGUACGAGGUGGGCUUCCAGGCUGUGGAGCGACAUUCAGAGCCACAGGACAAUUUCCAGAUGUACUUUCAGCACAAGCACUUUAAGCCACAUCAACAGGAGAUGCUCAUUUGCAUAAAUACACCGGAAUGUGAGCUGGAGGUGGAGACGCCAGUCAUUGAUGAGGUUGCCAAAGAUCCUUGCACCAUGAUUCACGGCUCGUGUUCCAGACUGCAGAUGACCCGUAUGCGUUUCAAUACGCUGUUAAACUACCAGAACGAUGUGCGACAACUGCAGCAGCAGGAACAUAAGACGGAGGAGCAACUGCCACGACGUGGACGCAUCGGCAGCAAUCGACAGUUGGCGGAGUCAUUGCUACCGCCAGCACUGGAAGCGAUAUAUCUGAAUCCCCAGGAUUCGGAGUCAAACAUUGAGGUUGAUCAUGUGCCCGACUAUGCUGGAUACUAUGGCAAUGUGAAUCCAUCGCUGAUCCAUGGGUUCUUUGGCGAAUAUUUGCCACACUAUGGCCCAAGGAACACUGCUGGCCACAGCGACAUUGUUGUCGAGGUCAGCAAGGCGAAUGCCUUCCAACAGAAUCUGCCCAUUGGCAUCCUACACUCGGAGGAUGAGGAUGAUCCCGUAGCCAAGCACGAGGAGACUAACACGACUAACAACGACGACAAUUCUCAGCUGCCAGCGGACAAUAGCAAUCCAUUGCCCGAGGACAUUGAGCUGGAGCAAAUGAUGGACGAUCUUUGGGGCAGUGGAGCCGAUAGCCAGCCGAAGGUCAAGCGAGGGAAAUUGGUUGAAAACUGUGCAGAGAACAAAACAGUUCCAGAUGAUUUGAAGGCCGACACAGCCAACGAGACUGAAUCUGGCGAGGAUCUGCUGCAGUCAGCUGCCGCUGCUGUCGAUGUCAAGGACGAUUCAGGGAUCAAUACAAAUGCCAAUGGAGACAUUGACAAUGAUAGCAAAGAGGAUCUCGAGAGUCAACCCGAACUAAAGAUUGCCUCCAAGCGACGUCGCUACGAUCUGCGCCACUCCAAACCAAAGCGCUCGAAUUAAAGCUAAAAAGAGUUUAUCCAAAAGAUUGUUUGAAUCUUUUCAUAUGCAUAUAUGAAAAGAUGUUUGUUUCAAGUAAUCCAAGGAUAAAGAAUAAAAAUUAAUAAU